This is a messenger RNA of Vairimorpha ceranae, 141 nucleotides long. RefSeq lists its product as hypothetical. NCBI's taxonomy places the organism in Eukaryota, Fungi, Microsporidia, Nosematidae. The transcript has a single exon. The coding region runs from base 1 to 141 and encodes 46 amino acids. The record is from RefSeq and is a predicted model, not a curated record.
AUGUUAGCUUAUCAAUUUAUUUGCUUUUUAAACCACCCAAAUAUUUCGGUGAUUUUUGGACCUAACGCCACACUAAAUGCCUCCUAUAAACCAUUGACCAUUUCGCACUCUCCCACAGUUAUAUUUUCUUUUAAAAAAUAA